UUAUUUAUCUGUCUAUUUAUUUAUUUAAUUAUUUAUUAUUCCAGUUGAGUAAGAGGAGGUUGGGGGUGAAGUUACCGACACAGCCAUCCACGCAUUACCCCUCCUGUGACUGUGGGCCUGUGUGCUGACCUGUCCACAGGAGGCGCUAGCUGCUCAGACAUCAGUCGGGCUGAUGAGGUAGAUCCGCGGUGUGUAGAGCUGCGCGGCACCGCGGCGCUCACGUCGCUCAUCUUCUACUCGCCGUGUUUCUGUGUGGGGCGUUCAGCUCAGCAGCGUCGCGCCUACCUACCAGGAAUGGACUGACUUUGUGGCUUCACCAACACUGACAAAUCCACUCUGUUCCUCUAGGACUCUUCGGUUCAAAGGAUAAACGUUCAGAGGCUGGGAACAUUUCAAUUUGAAGUUUUUUCCCCUCCUUGUGCCGCCUGAGCGACAACACAGAAUAUCCGUUGUUGCCGUUGGGCGAACCAGGAUUCAACUUAGACGAACCCGCAGACAUUUUGUUAUUUCUCAGAAUUAGACCAUUUUUUUCUCCCCUCCUCUUACUUUCUCAUCAGUGUAGUCGCAGCUGGCUGAGGAGAGCAAACUGGAAGCUUUGAAGGGGGCCAGCACAAGACGAAGGAAGAAACCAUUAUACCCGCCGCCAGCUUGCUUCAUCCCCGAAACACCGCUGUGUGCAUAACGUUAUUAAUUUACCCGCGUUUAGCUCGCAUCGCCGCCGUUACCGCUGGUGCGUCGAGGCGGAAAGCUCGCAACAGCGAUGAAUCGUUUUGACGGACAGCUUUUGAAGAAUUAGCUAGCUUAGCCAGCGAGGAACCAGCGCUGAUGGUGGUUUCCUGUUCACAGUCACAGUAAAUACGGGGUCGGGACAGGUACGGCUGAAUGGUCUUGCAUCACCCAGACAAGGCACCGACUCUGUUACACAGCUAACGGCGGCAAAGUGCAUCACUUAUAUCCAGCUUAAUAUUUUUCUUUUUUUGGGGAGGGGGGGUCUGCUAGCUACUGUUAGCUAGUCAUCCUGCUAACGCUGGACAGCUCCUGUUAAAGGCUGGGCUAGCUUUGGACAAAGGACCAACGCAAGGAAAAAAUAUAAACAAGAGGGCACACAAUUAAUCGUGUUUGGGAAGGAGAGCAACAAACAAGGAACUGACAUGAUGUUUCCACAAUCAAGACACUCAGCUUCAUCGCAGCAGCUGAAAUUCACAACCUCUGACUCCUGUGACAGGAUCAAGGAUGAGUUCCAGUUCCUCCAAGCACAAUACCACAGUUUGAAGCUUGAGUGUGACAAGUUGGCCAGUGAGAAGUCAGAGAUGCAGCGCCAUUAUAUCAUGUACUAUGAGAUGUCCUACGGGCUCAAUAUUGAGAUGCACAAACAGGCUGAGAUUGUGAAGAGAUUGAACGGGAUCUGUGCACAAGUCCUGCCCUACCUGUCUCAGGAGCACCAGCAGCAGGUCCUGGCGGCCAUAGAGAGGGCCAAGCAGGUCACCCCCCCAGAGAUGAACUCCAUCAUAAGGCAGCUUCAGGCUCACCAGCUGUCUCAGCUCCAGGGCCUGGCCCUGCCCAUGACCCCCCUGCCGCUGGGCCUGAGCCAGCCGACCCUCCCCGCUGUCACCACCUCCUCCGGUCUCUUCUCCCUCUCCUCCCUGCUGGCCUCCCAAGCCCAGCUGGCCAAGGAGGAGAAGUCACGUGACGGAGUGGACAGCCACCGCGAGGAGGACGGAGACAAGUCUGAUUAGAUGGUGUUCCCAUUCAGCUCUGUUUUUAUCCAGAGACCUGAAUCCCCAGAUCCCAGUCCCCUUGGCCUACAGCCUCUCCCCUGGUCUCCCUCUAUCUGACCUUAGCUAACAUGGGCUUUAAUCCCAUCACCACCAUCACCGCAGCUCCGGCUACAGACCCCUAACCAACUCCCAUAAUUGGGGGAGAGUUAUGGCACCUGCCCCUCAUGUCAGACUAGUCCUGAUUCCUUCAUAUUUACCAUACCUGGAUUAUUUCCUUAUCCUCCCUUCUCCCUAUCACCAUCAGAGUGUCUCUUUCUCAUAUAUCCUUUGUCUUUUCUUCAAACACUCUUUUUUUGAUAUACGAUUAAGCUUUGUUUUCCUGUGUCUUUUUUUUUUUUUUUAAAUCAGGACUACUUUCUAUUUCUGUUGCUUCCUGCCAUCCUGUCGCUCUGUCUCUCACCUCUUUUUCCUGUUUAGUUUCUACAUGCCUCUCUUCCUCUCACUCUCCCCCCACCUCUUGCCUCUGUUCUAAGCAGGUCGUUGUUGAGCAGGACUGAUAUGUGAGACUGAACGCACCGUACUGUAGGUGUCAAAACAGGCUAAAUGUUAAACAAAGGAAUUCUUUGGCAAUCUGUAAAAGUUGCUGUUUGUAGGAUUCCUACAAACUCACUUUCUUUCCUAAGACAAGGUCUCACAGAGAUCAGUAGUGUUGAUAUUUUCUUUUUUUUCUUUCUUUCUUUUUGUUGGGCAGUUCAGAUUGCAUGCAUUCAUUCCAAGCUAAAAGUUUGUUGUGAGUUUAAAUGGUUAUUGUUAUGGAUCAGAGAAGUGUUCAAAUAUUGCCCUAAAGCCCAAGCUAACGAGACAGAUAUUCCUCAAAUUUCUUUCUACAGUUACUGUCACGCCCGAACCAAAACUGCUGCUUUUAGGGCAGAAUUGUUGUAAUGAGAGGACACCUCCAGACAAACUAGAGAUUUUGUGUAUAAUCCUAAAUUUAUAUGGAGAAAGAAAAAGCACCUUGUCGUAGCGAACUUCAUGCUGAGAGCUGUCAGACUAGAUAACAAACCCACCUUAGUAAUUAAUCCCCCUGACUUACGACCCUCGCCUGACUCUGCGAGGAAUGUCAGAUAAAUCCGCCCAGCACCUUAACUGAAAGGCAACAUUUUCUUCAUAAGUUAAACAGAGCUGAGGCAGCAACAAAAAGAACAGAGAUGCCACUUGACUCGUGCACCCUCCCACCACCUUUUUCAUCUUUAAUGCGCACUAAUAUUAGAGCAUACACUCAGGGGGAGAGAGCGUGCAUGUUGUGUGUUUGACAGCAGAGGGCAGCGUGUGUCUUUGAAGAACCGUCCUCGCUGGACUCAGGCCUGAGCAAAACAAGGACGGGACAAUGACAGAGCGCAGGCUGUGUCGCAGGGGGAAUGGUUUAUUUAUCCACGCUGAGUGUACAAACUUAAUAUACAGAGACUAGACUGGUGACAUUAAUCUCUGCAUGCGGUCAGUCCCGGUCUCUGUCAUGAUCCAGUUCUUGAGAAAGAGUCUUUGGUCUAUUUUAAGGAGCAUCUCUGUCCCUGCAUUAAGAUGAAAACAUGGUUUCUCUGUAAAUUCAGAUUUAUACUGCACAUGUUUAUUCACUGUGCACACACAGGUCUGUCACAUAUUCGACCAACACUACAUUGUACAUGUGAAUUAAGAUUUACACACAGCACUGAGUGGGAAAUCUCGAUGAUCUCCAGCUCCGAUGAGCCGUCAGCAUCCUUACAGGCCCUGCAAACCCACACAGGUGUUUUCAGUUGCUCAGUUACUCUGUCUGAUUAGACCUGUAGUCACAUGGAAACUGGGUGAAACAAUGCUGACAAUAAUGUGAUCACUAAACUCUGGUUGUAUCCAGAAUCUCUCUUCAUGUGCUGUCGGAUGGCUUUAUAUGUACCCUCUGCCAUUUUAUUUGAGUAUCAGUGCCCUCUGCGGCCCGGUGUUCAAAACACGUACCAUGUAAUGACAGUGACCCCAGCAUGAUUUCGGCAGAGGACUUUUGCUGUAUAUUAUUUCCUCCUUUCUUCCCUCAUUUCCUGUCAUUUCUUUAAUGUCUACUGUUUAACACAAACGAAAAGUGUCCCAAAAGUGCAAAAAUGUUCUUGUAUGCUCACUAUAGAGUAAAGUAAUGGUUGAUUAUUAUAUAUGGAACAGUGAAUGAGGAAGUGAUUAUAUAUUAAUGAUAGAUAACAUAAGUUGAAUUCCACAUUCAUAUGGUAGUGGGAUGAAUGGGACAGAUUCCCAUAUUUACAGCUCGAGCUGUCAUUAGAUAACUUAAGACAGUCAUAGGACGUAAGAGUUGUGUGGGUUGUGUGAAGGUUAAAAACACAAAAACAGUGAAUUGACAAUAUACAACUCUUUUCAUUACAUUUUGGUUUACUUGCUUUGCACCCUGACUGACAUGAGGCAUUUUUCAUUUGGCCCUCAGACUCGUCUGUAUUACUAAGGGCAAAGUCAGACAUGUCCAAACUCUCAGAAAAAAGUAACUGUCCCAGUUUCUGUAACUCUGUAACUGUAACUCAGCAUAGCAGGUGCCACAAAACUGUGAGAAGUGUCAAUCAAGCAUAGUUCGUACUCACCCACAGAGUCCUGGGAAGAGGUCUAAUUGGGCAACAUAAGUGAAAACACGUGUGUGGGUGGACACCUGCAUGUGGGUUUUAACAGGGCCAGUAGCAGCCAGAUUGGCUUGAGUGUCUGCUUUCUUCAGGUUUCCAGCAGAGGAAGCCUCGGAGGUGAUCAAACCUCUGGCCUUGACAUUGUCGGUCCACAAACAUUAUCUGACUGGCCAUGAAUCUAGUGGCGACCUAUCUUUGUAUGAUUUUUGAUUUGAAGACAGCCUGUGCAUGAAGUUAUGAUUUAUACAAUCCCACUCCACCCACCCCACCCACACACACAUGCACACACACACACGUGCGUGCAAACAGACACAGAAACACACACAUGCACACGCCUCCUCUCAGCCUCCUCUCCUCUGUUAUAGUGGCUACAUUGUGUGAGUGAAUAGAUACCAAGAGUUUCAUUCUUAAAUAAACAAGCCUUCUUACACUUAUUAAAAUGAUCUCCAGCAUAAUGAUGAAGCACAUUUCACUGGCAAAGUCACCUCGAGACGUUUGCUCACAAAAUUGCUGAUUCAUGUGCAAAUUUGAAACAUUGGCAGUGGAAAUUCAGGAAGCAAAAAAUACAAUAUGAUGGAAUUUCAGAAUAAAACCCUUUAUGUGUCUAAAACUUUAGACAAUAAACUGUCGAUGACAUUGGUGGGAACACUCCUUCAGUGAUGCCCAUUAUUGUGUAUGUAUGUGAACCAGGUGUGUAUAAACAGUUGUACAGGUUUGGUCGUCAGUGAUAAACCACAGAGAUGAAAUGCAUUGCUGUUCUUACUAGAAACGCUAACAUGCUAUUCUGCUUGUGAAUUAAGCUCGCAGCACAUCGUCCUCCCAUCUAGCCGCAUACUGUAUGUAUCUAGUUACAUACUGUGCUUGUUGUAGUGAUAUGCAGAGCGUGUAGACGAAGCGACACACACACACACACACACAUCAGUGCAUGUCCGCGGGGGGAACUGAGAUUGAUUUCUUUCUGGUGGAGACAUUUUUUUAAAAGAAUGUUUGGUCCAAAAUUUUUCUGUGAUCAAUGCACUUGUUUGUUUUUUUUUCUCUCUCUCUCUCUUCUUUGUUUUUGAAUAUUAAUCGAUAUGAACUAGAAUCAGAAUUACAAAGCUGACGUUAUAAACAUACAAAUGAAAUUCUAUGUAUUUGUUAAAGUAGUUGGAGGUGCUCGCCUCUGUAUACAGUUAUACAUAGAAAGCUUUAUGUGUAUAUGGCUGCAUCUUCUCUUGUCUGUCCUGGAUGAUUCUUGUGCUAUUGUGUUACAAAACUGAUGUGACACCAGGGGGGAAACUGCAGUACGUUGACCUUUUGCCCUUUGACCCCUUUUGACCCCCCACCCCCCUCCUCCAUCCCGUCCCCCACCACAUCCCUUUUUCUCCCAUGCCUUAUCCCACCUUCCCUACUUUUUGCCCCCAUAGCGUGAAGCAUUGUAAGCGUUUUGAGCUUUGUAAAGGUCUUUUUUUAAAUACUUAUUUUGUGUAUAAUGUAAAACCUGAAAGUGUGUACUUUGGCAAAAAAAAAAAAUGUUUUGUGUCUGAAAUCAUAGCUUCAUUUAAACAAAUAAACAACAACAACAAAAAAGAAACUAUAAAAAAGUACAACAAACAUUUACUAUAAAUAAUAAGAAAUGUUCUGCAGUAAGGAAGGACUUCUGGUGCCUUACAAAUAAAGUCAAUCAAAUCAUAAA
Lates calcarifer (barramundi perch) is the source of this 6038-nucleotide messenger RNA. RefSeq names its product TLE family member 5, transcriptional modulator (gene tle5). Gene Ontology annotation, molecular function: protein binding; transcription corepressor activity. Gene Ontology annotation, biological process: regulation of DNA-templated transcription; negative regulation of canonical Wnt signaling pathway. The coding region runs from base 1152 to 1736 and encodes 194 amino acids. The record is from RefSeq and is a predicted model, not a curated record. The transcript has 7 exons. Gene Ontology annotation, cellular component: nucleus; transcription regulator complex. NCBI's taxonomy places the organism in Eukaryota, Metazoa, Chordata, Actinopteri, Centropomidae.